Salvia miltiorrhiza (redroot sage) is the source of this 2141-nucleotide messenger RNA. RefSeq lists its product as uncharacterized. The coding region runs from base 347 to 2017 and encodes 556 amino acids. The transcript has 10 exons. NCBI's taxonomy places the organism in Eukaryota, Viridiplantae, Streptophyta, Magnoliopsida, Lamiales, Lamiaceae. The record is from RefSeq and is a predicted model, not a curated record.
AUUAUUCUUUGCUCUCAUUUUAGUGUUUCACUUUCACGUUUCAGCUUUCCCGCUCUCUCUCUCUCUCUACCCCACUCUGUCACUCUCAAAGUAAAACUUCUUUCUCAAUGAAGGGUCUAUAGCUAGCCUUACAUUCUUUAGCACAUUUUCUUUUCCUAAUCUUAGACCACUCAGCUAUUCAGCAUAUUUAUCCAUUUUUGAGAUACAUGACACCUUGCUUCUUUACAGCAGAAAAAAAAGAAAUAUAGUUUUGUUUCUUUUCGCAUUUUUUUUUUCUUUAAGGUGGCAAGCUGCAUAAUAUGCAGAUCCUGAUGAAUUGAUGGUGAUCCCAGAAAAUUAAGUAGAGAUGAAUACAAGAAUUAGCAAUACUGUUAAUUCCAAGAAACCAGCUUCUUUGCGCCAACAGAAUGGAAGCAAGUGGCAAACUGCAGAGAAAGCCAUGGCGAGUAGACGCCGGUCAGCAAGAGAGAGAAAGUUGGCAUUAUUACAAGAUGUUGAGAAUCUUAAGAAGAAGUUGAGACAUGAAGAGAAUGUGCACAGAGCCUUGCAGAGAGCUUUCAAUAGGCCGUUGGGCGCUCUGCCUCGUCUUCCUCCUUAUCUCCCUCAAUAUACUCUGGAGCUUCUAGCUGAAGUGGCAGUGUUGGAAGAGGAGGUUGUUAGGCUUGAAGAGAAGGUUGUUAACUUCAGACAAGGUCUAUAUCAAGAAGCUGCUCACAUAUCUUCAAGAAGAAGUUGGGAGGAUUCAACACUCGACUUGUCAAUGAGAAGAAGCUCCAAACAGAAACAUUCAAGGGCUUCCUCCCAAAGUGAAGUCGAUUCAGGUUCAUCGGUGCUCUGUGUUUCUAGGAUUUCUUCAUCUAGAAAGUUCGUGUCUUUGGACACUGCAUCAGAUGGAUUAAGAAAACUGCCUCAAAACGAGCACAAUUUGAUAUCAGACAAUCAAGCAGACAAGGAUAGUGAAUCUCUUUCUGUGAAAAAGCUUUCUCCAAAAAUGCAGUGUAGGGUUGUAGAGCAAGCGCAAGAGAGCUCCUCCAGGUCCACGGAUGACAGAGGCAUAGACGUUGAGAGUGAGGUGAAUAGAAUGUCGCAGGAUAUCUUGAACUGCCUGAUCAGCAUCUUUGUAAGAAUGAGUUCAUCAAGGAGGAAGACGAUGGAGCUCUCUUCGUUGGCGCCCAAGGCAUUAUUAUGUGAGAAGGAUGUGGCCGAAUCAAGCUUUCGAGAUCCUUACUUCAACUCCUCUGAGCUGAAGAGGCGAGACAUUGGCGUCUACAAACAUGUUCAUGUGAUAGAAGCUAAUCAAGUUGAUCUCAACCGCAGAUGCAGUGCUUCAUUUCUGAUGCGUAGGCUUAGGAUUCUCCUAGACAAGUUAGCGUGUUUGAAGUUGGAGGGUCUGAGUCAUCAGCAGAAACUUGCGUUUUGGAUUAACAUCUAUAAUUCAUGUGUUAUGAAUGCAUUCUUGAAGCAUGGAAUACCCGAGAGUCCAGACAUGAUCAUGGCACAAAUGCAAAAGGCAACGAUAAAUGUUGGGGGAUAUGUGCUAAAUGCAGUUACGAUCGAGCACCUUAUCUUGAGACUUCCAUAUCACUUAAAAUAUACGUGCACAAAAUCGAGCAUGAAUAAUGAAAAGGAGAUUUGCAAGGCGUUUGGCUUAGAGUGGUCAGAACCAUUAGUCACAUUUGCACUCUCCUGCGGUUGCUGGUCUUGCCCUGCUUUGAGGGUGUACUCUGCAUCCCGAAUCGAGAGUGAGUUGGAAGCAGCAAAAAGGGCAUACCUACAAGCAGCAGUGGGCAUAUCAGCAGCAUCGAACAAGUUAGUAGUUCCCAAACUAUUGGAUUGGUAUCUUCUCGACUUUGCAAAGGAGAUGGAGGCAUUGCUGGAUUGGAUUUGCCUGCAGCUGCCAGAUGAGCUCAAAAGCGAAGCAGUCAAAUGCCUUGACAGAAAAGAUAAAGAGACUCUAUCAAAUUUAAUUGAGGUGAAGCCAUACAAUUUUAGUUUCAGAUACCUUGUAUAUCGAUGAAAUGGUUCAUGCAUUGUUAGGAACUUGGAGUUUAUGCUUAGAGAAUACAGGAUUGUAUAUUGAAGCAUGAAGAAUAAUAUUACUACAACAUUAUGACAAUAAUCCAACCUCUUUUAUGUUAUUU